UGAUGUUAAUGGAAAAUUGUCAAUUUCGAUGGAUGAAAAACUUAUUGAAAUGGAUGCAACCAAUCAGAUUAUCCUUUUGACGUCAUUGGCCACCGUUGAUGAAGGUUAUGCAAUAUUGUAUGCCAAAUAUUCAUCCGAUAAUUCCGAUAUGAGUCCACUUGGUGGAUUAUAUGUUAUCUUUAUAGGCGCUUCCAUAGGCAAUCCUAUCCCUCUCUUUCAAAUAACUAAAGCUGAAAUGAAAAUUAAUGCAGUUCAUUGUAAUGCAUGUUUUGGAUUUUGUUACUAUUGUGUUGCUUCCAUCAACUACAACAACACAGUGUACUAUGAAGAAAUUAUAUUUAGUUCAGUAGCAACUAUGGGUUCCGGACAAUUAAACAAUACUCCCAAAGAACCUAGUGCGUCCUGGAAUGUUGUGUCUUCAACACCUGUCGGCGGAUACAUAUUUUCUUCUGUG
Molecule: messenger RNA, 454 nt
Organism: Racocetra fulgida
Lineage: Eukaryota; Fungi; Glomeromycota; Glomeromycetes; Diversisporales; Gigasporaceae
Source: the annotation of a GenBank genome assembly